AUGUCCCAGGACUUUAUUAACAAGAGGUUCGACGAGUUCACCAAAGUAAGCGGCAGGAUCUGUAUUCUUGUCGCCACCACCAUCGCUUCUAAUGAGAGGAAGGAUGCAGAGAAAAGUGCCAAGAAAUCGACCAAGCCUUCUGCUAAGAAGCAGAAACAAGCUAAUCCUCCGAUGACCGCAACAGCUGACCCUUCAAACUCUGAGGAUCAACCUGAACACGUUCCUGAGGUCUCUAGCUACUCUUGA
Molecule: messenger RNA, 246 nt
Organism: Coniophora puteana RWD-64-598 SS2
Lineage: Eukaryota; Fungi; Basidiomycota; Agaricomycetes; Boletales; Coniophoraceae
Exons: 2
Coding region: 1-246 (81 amino acids)
Source: RefSeq, a predicted model, not a curated record